AUGUCUUUGCGUGAGCAGCUCCUCGCCACAGCCAAACGAUACCUCGACGCACACAACCAGCGCGACUUUCCUACCAUCGCUGCUUGUUGCACCCCAUCCUGUACCCAUCGAGGUGGACCUUCUUCGGUUAAGGGCCCGACUCGCAACAACGACGAGUAUGUUGCAUUCAAUGUCGAGGUCUUCAAGAUGAUGCACACCUACCAUGCCGAGAUGACGGAAGCCAUUGUCGACGAGACCACGCGCAAAGUUGCCCUGUUCUUGCACGCCAAAGCCACUGCGGACGCUGGCGAGUAUGACAACGAGUAUAUCAUCACGCUAACCAUGAGCGAGGAUGGGAAGUUGGUGGACGAUCAGUAUGAUUUUAUCGACAGCCACACCAUGAUGCAGUGGAUAGCCAAGCUGGGCAAUUUCGGACAAGAAACAUGGGAGAAAAAGUGA
Fonsecaea nubica is the source of this 438-nucleotide messenger RNA. RefSeq lists its product as hypothetical. Bases 1 to 438 code for a protein of 145 amino acids. NCBI's taxonomy places the organism in Eukaryota, Fungi, Ascomycota, Eurotiomycetes, Chaetothyriales, Herpotrichiellaceae. The record is from RefSeq and is a predicted model, not a curated record. The transcript has a single exon.